Bathycoccus prasinos is the source of this 297-nucleotide messenger RNA. RefSeq lists its product with no specific name. The coding region runs from base 1 to 297 and encodes 98 amino acids. NCBI's taxonomy places the organism in Eukaryota, Viridiplantae, Chlorophyta, Mamiellophyceae, Mamiellales, Bathycoccaceae. The record is from RefSeq and is a predicted model, not a curated record. The transcript has a single exon.
AUGGGGGUCGGUCCGUCCAGUGAGUCGCACAAGGCGCAAUACAACGUGGCCGUGUUAGGCGCAGCCGGAGGGAUUGGACAAACUUUAUCCCUUUUAAUGAAACAGAGCAAGUUUAUCAAGAGCUUACGUUUGUGUGCGUUUAGUAGAGUAUCGCAGAUAUUUAUUUUGUUGAUGGUGUUGUCCUUUCCAACGCAUCAAAAGAUUCCACUCGAUGAUGAUCCAAUUUUCACCGUAACUGUUUUUGUUGUCGUCUUUCUCUUUCUCUUCUUCUUCCUCUGUUAUGAAUGCGUCAUCUGA